AUGGCCUGCACACAAAUAGACGCAAUCAAGCAGACGAAGCGAUUUUACAAUCCGAGGGAAAAUAUCAACUGGACUUUGAUUCGAUUCAGACACAGAGUAUCCCAAUUAAGAAAAAAAAAAUUAAAAUAUAAAAACCACUCCAAAGUUGCGUUACGAUUUCGCUUAACCAGAUUUGGAUGGGAGAGGUUACAGUCAGGUCGAAAUGCGAGUAAAAAAAAUUUGUCCAUUAAAAAGUGCAAUGAAAAAAUGAAAAUAAAAUACGUUUCACGGGAUGACAUCAAGAAGUUCAAGUUCCAAAUGCCCAGCUAUGUCCUGCGGAUACGCGACUCCCCGGUUGAUUAUAACCCCAACAUUAUGCGCGCCCGCAAGUUCUUGCCUUCGCACUUCGGUUAG
Plasmodium vivax (malaria parasite P. vivax) is the source of this 393-nucleotide messenger RNA. RefSeq lists its product as hypothetical. Bases 1 to 393 code for a protein of 130 amino acids. Lineage: Eukaryota; Apicomplexa; Aconoidasida; Haemosporida; Plasmodiidae. The record is from RefSeq and is a predicted model, not a curated record. The transcript has a single exon.